This is a messenger RNA of Periophthalmus magnuspinnatus, 1317 nucleotides long. RefSeq names its product 2-epi-5-epi-valiolone synthase-like. Gene Ontology annotation, molecular function: 3-dehydroquinate synthase activity. The transcript is spliced from 5 exons. NCBI's taxonomy places the organism in Eukaryota, Metazoa, Chordata, Actinopteri, Gobiiformes, Gobiidae. Gene Ontology annotation, biological process: antibiotic biosynthetic process. The coding region runs from base 7 to 1317 and encodes 436 amino acids. The record is from RefSeq and is a predicted model, not a curated record.
AAAGUCAUGCCCGUGGAUAACCCCACUGUUCCACUGCAAACAAAAUUCAAUCUGCUGCAAGUGAAGGGAACAUGGGUUCGACAAAGUGAGGAUGACCAGGUGACUAAAGGAAAGCUAUCAGAUGCAAAAAUCUAUGAGAGAAAAUCUGAUCAUGGAGUUUCCUGGACAGUGGUGAGCCCAAUUAUUUUCACAUACAAAGUAAUUCAAUGUGAGAACUCAUUGGAUCCCAGGAACGACACACUUUUAUGGGGCCAUCUUGACAACGAAGACCUCAACAACAGUAGCACUGCCAAGCCUCAGCCUGUUAAACGUUUUGUUGUGAUUGAUGAAACAGUGCGCCAACUCUAUGGGGCCAGAGUAAGAGAAUAUUUUGAUGCCAGACAAGUUGUAUACAAAAUCCUCCCACUUCCAACCACAGAGGAGAACAAGUCCCUAGAACUGGUCACCAAGAUCUUGCAAGAAGUCCAUGAUUUUAACAUUGACAGACGCUCUGAACCAAUCAUAGCCAUCGGGGGCGGGGUUUGCCUGGAUGUGGUGGGGUUGGCUGCAAGUUUAUACAGACGGAGGACUCCAUACAUAAGAGUGCCCACGACUUUGCUGGCCUAUGUUGAUGCCAGCGUAGGGGCCAAAACCGGAGUCAACUUUGCAGGAGGCAAGAAUAAACUGGGGAGCUAUGUGCCGCCCAUAGCUACUUUCUUAGACCGCUCCUUCUUCCAGACGCUGCCACCAAGACAGCUCUCCAAUGGGAUGGCUGAGAUAUUAAAGAUGGCGUUGAUGAAGCACCGCGGCCUGUUUGAGCUGUUGGAGGCUGAGGGGUCACACCUGCUGGAGUCUAAACUGCAGAGCUCCGACGCUGCCUCUGCCUGCACCCGCGUCGCCAUAGAAACCAUGCUGGAGGAACUCGCUCCAAACCUGUGGGAAGACGACCUGGACCGACUGGUGGACUUUGGGCACCUGAUCAGCCCACAACUCGAAAUGAAAGUGUUGCCGGCUCUGCUCCAUGGCGAGGCGGUGAACAUAGACAUGUGCUUCAUGGUGUACCUGUCUCACCUGAGAGGGCUCCUGUCCGUGGAGGAGAAGGGGCGUGUCGUCAGGUGCAUGCAGGGGCUGCACCUGCCUCUGUGGCACCAGGACUGCACCUUGGACCUGAUCCACAGGUCCCUCAGCGAGAGGCUGAAACACUCAGGGGGGUCUCUCAGGAUGCCUCUCCCCACCGGGUUAGGACAAGCAGAAAUCUUCCAUGAUAUCAUAGAAGAGGACGUUCUUUCUCGAGCUCAUCAGAUGUGGACCAGCGAACUCUCUCCGAAUUUGAAAUGA